Microthlaspi erraticum is the source of this 417-nucleotide messenger RNA. The record is from the annotation of a GenBank genome assembly. Lineage: Eukaryota; Viridiplantae; Streptophyta; Magnoliopsida; Brassicales; Brassicaceae.
AUGCCCGUGAAAGAAACCGAGGCGGAUAGUAGGUAUGUAGUUGGAUGCGCGAGCAUGGAGCCUACAAACACUAGCUAUCCGAACGCCACUCAUACGCCGAACGUCAGUAAACCCGAUAAUGUCAAUCGUAGAACUAUUCAGUUUCCCGAAGGGAAAGAACUGUUAGAGACGGACAAAACCGAGCCAAAGCCGCACAAGCGCGAAAACAAUCGAGCCACGGACGAUUCCCUCCGAAAAAAAAAAUCGGGUCGCCGGAAAACUGGCCGGAAAAUUUUCCCGGCGACGGACCGGCGGCCGAGCCGGUACUCGGACACCGUCGACCAUGCACCACCAUCCCCUCGAUCGCAACCCAUCCCAUCCCAUCCCGCUCAAACUCGGAUGAUCCCGGUCCAGCCCGAGGUCCUCGGGAGCUUUUGA